AUGACUUCGGACGAUCAAGAAUCAAUUCAAAUUCAAGGCGAAGAUAUUUCUCCAUCUAAAGACGGCAGUCUUUUCAAAGAAAUUCUUCGCGAAGGCACUGGUGAUGAUAUGCCUUUGCAUGAUGAUAGAGUUUCUGUUCAUUUUAUUGCAAAACGACUUGAUGGAUCAAUAUUCAUCAAUACUCGAGAACAUGAUCGUAUGUAUACUUUCUCUCUUGGUCAAGAAGAAGUAGUUAAAGCAUGGGAUAUUGGUGUAGCAACAAUGAAACUUGGUGAAAUUGCACGAUUUAUUUCGAAACCUAAAUAUGCUUAUGGUCAAAAAGGAUAUCGUGAUAAAAUAGGACCAAAUGUUACAGUAGUAUUUGAAAUAGAACUUGUUGAAUUUUGUGGUAAAGAUCUUAGUCCAGAUGAUGAUGGAAGUAUUAUACGACGAAUAUUAAAACGAGGCGAAGGACAUAUAAGACCAAAUGAAGAUGCCAAAGUUGAAUUGAUGCUUAAAGGAACAUAUAAUGGUCGAGUAUUCGAUGAACGAACAAAUGAAAGUUAUAAUAAUGAUUACUAA
Messenger RNA from Rotaria sordida, 561 nucleotides. The record is from the annotation of a GenBank genome assembly. NCBI's taxonomy places the organism in Eukaryota, Metazoa, Rotifera, Eurotatoria, Philodinida, Philodinidae.